UGUGCUUAUCGAGCCCUUUUCCUUCCUUCGAGCAUGGAGCCGUUACAGCGAGUGCAAGUGGAGGGCGUUGAACCGGAAACCCUGGCACCGUUGAUUAUCAAGCUUGGAAACUCGCCUGCGGAAGGACGUGGAUUGCCGAACUCGGCGGAAAUACUUAAUGACUUACCCCGCGAAGAGGAGAAACCUGGCAGUGAUGAAGAGGCGAAGAUGGGAGUUCGCAAAAUGCGAGUCCCAAGUUCUGAGGCGAGUACUUCCUUAAUAUGGAAGAUACAGCAUACUGAUAACGAUACACAGCUGCUGGAGAAAAUGAAGGCGACAAGCGGUUCGUUCAGGAAGGUUUGGACCGACCUGUGGCCCUCACACUUGCAUUGGUGGAAAUUGAGAUUUUGAAGAAGGCUCAGUCAGGAAGCUUUGGACCCGAGUCCCGAUGGGCCUAUAAUCAUCACAUAGAGUUCGUGGCCUGCACAGAAGAUGUCAUCGAGGUUGUCAAAGACUUGGUUGCACCCCAAAUACUAGUGUUGUGCGGGCUCGGGCUCAGGCCCUAGGCCGGCCCGAGCCGAGCCCGGGAUAAGGCUUUGAAGGGCUCAAGGCUCGGGCUUGCAGUUUGGAAAGCCCAAGCCUUGGGCCUGAGCCCAGGCUUCUAAUAUGUAAUCAAUGUACAUCUUUUUCGGGACUGGCA
This is a messenger RNA of Marasmius oreades (fairy-ring Marasmius), 679 nucleotides long. RefSeq lists its product as uncharacterized. The transcript has a single exon. Bases 34 to 390 code for a protein of 118 amino acids. NCBI's taxonomy places the organism in Eukaryota, Fungi, Basidiomycota, Agaricomycetes, Agaricales, Marasmiaceae. The record is from RefSeq and is a predicted model, not a curated record.